CCCGAACCCAGAUGAACCAAUGAACGGGCACCAAUCACCCAACGCGAUCAUGACCACACCCGCUCCCAUCACUUCACUGCUCCCAUUACCAUCGCCGCGCAAAUAUGAUCCGCCAUCUAACCCCCCCACUUAGUCCCUCCAUCUUCCCUCCAUCCAAGACAUCCAUCGCCUCUCCCUUCUCAAUCGCUGCUCCGACUCCAGCUCUCCAUCAUGUCCAUGGCCAUGCCGCCGCAGCCCCAAGUUCGCGCGCAUCCCGGCCCGCAGCAGGCCCAGCAACCGCAACCGCGCCAGGGAAAUGCCACCCGGCCGCCCGGUGAUGCGCAACCAACGCGCGCACCCCAACAUCCCACAGAAAGGCUUCAAGGAAUGGUCAAUUUGAUGCUCGUCCAAACCGGUCGCAUCUUUUCGGACCCUUCCAAGCGACGCGGACACGGCGCAACCGUGACGCGGCAGCAACUCAUGCAGAUUUUCCCCGAGGCGGAAUCGAACUUCCACAAUGCGCUCGAUGAGCUCGAUGCGGACUUGCAGCGGAGCCAGGCCGUGCUGCGGCGCGAUCUGGCGCUGGCGCGAGAGCGGAGGCGGAAGAAGGAGGAGGAGGCCCAGCAGCUCGACCGAAGCGCGAAAGCGAAUGCCGACGUUGAUGCGAAAGUGGUGAAGAAGGAGGACGUCCAGAUGGCCGAUGCGCCUCCCCCAGCGAGCGCGACAACCGGCGAGAAAAAGCCCGAUGCCGUCGCCAACGUCAACGGCGGCGCGGACGCACGCAACAAGGCGAAAGUGCCGGCGGAAAUGCCCACGAAGACGUCACCCAAGGGAUCAUCCACAUCCGCCAUCCCCAAAAACCCCAACCCCACCACCGCCACAACUUCCGCCCCCACCUCCGCCCCAUCACCCAGCAAAGCUGCCUUCGCCUCCAUCGACUUCGAGUCCAUCGACUCCCUCUUCGCCUCCCACCCAGGAAGCCCGUCCGCGCCGCUUCCCGCCGCCUCGCCACAACCUCAUAUUCCCCCCGCGUCUCCCACCGGCAUCCUCGACAACCCCAUGCCCCCCGCGACCGGGGAGGGGAACGAGGAUUCCGUGAUGGGCGGACAGACGUUGGACGAUCUCUUUAACUCGUUGGACGAUCUGAUCGGGGACUCGGGAACGGGCGAGGGAGACGCGGAUGGGGACGUGAAUUUCGAUUUCGACUUUACUUGAGCGGGGGGUGCGGAUGGCACGGGAUUGGUGACCAUCGCAUGGAGGAUACGAUCACCAUCGGGUUGUGGAGCGACAAAAUCGUGGCGUAUACCAGGUUUGUCCCGCGAUCUUACGCACUUAUGAUGAGAGCACUGGGCGUUCGGAUGUCUUUUCUGUCAGGACGGUUUGUUGGAGACAGCCAUUCCCACCAUACCCGUUGUUGACCUUCUCUGGACGUCAUUGUAUGGGUUGGGCAUAGGAGGAUGUUCAUGGAACG
Molecule: messenger RNA, 1450 nt
Organism: Eremomyces bilateralis CBS 781.70
Lineage: Eukaryota; Fungi; Ascomycota; Dothideomycetes; Eremomycetales; Eremomycetaceae
Exons: 3
Coding region: 211-1194 (327 amino acids)
Source: RefSeq, a predicted model, not a curated record